AUGACAGCUACAGAUGUGAAGGGCGUGAAAUAUGUGAUAAAUUAUGAUUUCCCGGGUUCCUUGGAAGAUUAUGUUCAUAGGAUUGGGAGAACAGGAAGAGUCGGGGCUAAAGGGACAGCAUACACUUUCUUUACAACAACAAAUGCUCGGUUUGCUAAGGAACUUAUUGCCAUACUUCAGGAGGCCGGUCAGAAAGUCAACCCUGAUUUAGCGGCAAUAGGGCGAGGUGCACCUCCUCCACCCUCAGCUUAUUCCAUGUGGCGGUGGACAAUACUGAGACAACUUGUAAUGUUGAUGAUAGCCAAAGCUGAACCCCAACACAGUACUUUGAUGGAAGUUGUGCGUGUUCUUGCUCUAUCAUUUUCAAAUGAUGGAAAAUGUGUUAAGGUUUUUGUUCAAGGAUCCAGGGGAGAUGGAGCACUUGCAGGAAUGCCAUUACAGCUAGCUUGCAGGAACAAGAAAGAUUUUGGAGUACAUGGACUAGGAUCCCAAAUUGGUAUGGCAUUUUGGAUCCCCUUCAAAGGUGUCUCAAGACUAAGCUUAGAGCAAUGGUUGCAAGAGAUGAGUUCAAAAGAAGAAGAAACAAGGCUACAACUAUAG
Lactuca saligna is the source of this 600-nucleotide messenger RNA. Lineage: Eukaryota; Viridiplantae; Streptophyta; Magnoliopsida; Asterales; Asteraceae. The record is from the annotation of a GenBank genome assembly.